This is a messenger RNA of Knipowitschia caucasica, 570 nucleotides long. The record is from the annotation of a GenBank genome assembly. NCBI's taxonomy places the organism in Eukaryota, Metazoa, Chordata, Actinopteri, Gobiiformes, Gobiidae.
AUGGGUUGGCUCAUUCCCACUAUUACUCUUCUCAAGACUAAACUACAACACCUUCGACUCUCCUCCAAGUGCUGUGUGCCGCUCAUAGAUGCUCUUCAAUCUGGACUUCAGAAGCGCUUUGGUGAGAUGCUCAAGGAUCCUGAGCUCAUUGCAGCUUCCAUUCUGGUGCCCAAAUUCAGAAGAUGCUGGACCACAGAUGAGGGCCUUCUACAACUCGGCCUUGACUACAUCAAAAGCCAUCUCAAAGAGCUACCUGUGACUGUCAGUGACUCCACGCCUUCUUCAGAGGAAGAUGACUUUUUUUCACCUAUCAAGCAAGGGAACUUGCAAGAAAACACCAAACAGCUUGAGUCAUACCUGGCCUGUCCCAAUGACACCAUGGAAAUCUUGAAGUCAUUUCCUGCAGUCCUGAACCUUUCACUACAGCUGAACACUCCACUACCUGCUUCUGCUGCCUGCGAAAGGCUCUUCAGCACAGCAGGACUCAUUUUCCGACCCAAAAGGGCACGCAUCCAUUCACAAAACCUUGAAAACAUGCUUCUGUUGAAGCUAAAUCCAAAAUUUUGGUAG